AUGAAAGUUCCAGUGUUCUGGUUCAUGUGGUUCUUCGCAAUCACACAAGGGUGCGAAGGUCUCCUGGAGAGAAAUGAUGGCAUCAGAACAAAAAGAGAACUCAUUAUGGAUAAGAAAAGGCAUCCAGGCCCAGUGCAGGAAUAUGAACUGCUUCUUCAGAUGGGCUAUAGAGAUUCCAAUGAGAAAAAGAACUUGAGAAAUUUUCUGAAGCUCCUUAAGCCUCCAUCAUCAUUGUUACAUGGGCCAAUGAAGAUUGUUGGUGCAAAGGCUACCACAUACUGUAGCAGCCUGAAUGGAGCCCUGAAGUGUGCUUGUGAAGAUGGUUACACCUGGUUCCCUCCCACAUGCCUUGAUCCCCAGAAAUGCUACCUUCAUAUGGCAAGAUCAUUCCAGAGCUGUGACUGUCAUCUCAGCAACCUCAGCCAGGGUGCAAAUUUCUGCGAGAGAGCAAAAAUUUGGGGCACUUUCAAGAUCAAUGAAAAAUUUACAAAGGACCUUUUGAAUUCAUCUUCUGCUAUAUAUUCCAAAUAUGCAACUGGAAUUGAAAUUCAUCUUAAAGAAGCAUACAAGAGAAUUCGAGGUUUUGAGUCAGUUCGGGUCACCCAAUUUCGAGAAGGAAGCAUCAUCGCUGGAUAUGAAGUCAUUGGUUCUAGCAGCCCAACUGAGCUGCUGUUAGCCAUUGAACAAGUGGCUGAGAAGGCAAAGGCAGCCCUGCACAAGAUGUGUCAACUAGAAGACAGCUCUUUUAGAGUGUUUGGAAAAGCCCAGUGUAACAGCCUUGUCUUUGGAUUUGGGUCUGAGAAUGAUGAGUAUACCCUGCCCUGUAGCAGCGGCUACACUGGAAUCAUCACAGCCAGGUGCCAGUCCUCCGGCUGGCAGAUCAUCAGGGAGAGCUGUGUGCUCGCUGAGCUGGAGGAACUGAAGAAGAAUUUAAGUGCAAUCGCUGGCAAUGCCACUGAGCCAGCCAUGUCAUCUUUGGUGCGGAAUCUUUCAGUCAUCCUGGAGCAGACUCCAGCAACCACAACUGGGAAUCUAGCUUCUGUGGUGUCCAUUCUGGAAAACGUUUCAUCCCUGUCUCUAGCAAGUCAUUUCAAGGUGUCCAAUUCAACAAUGGAGGAUGUUAUCAAUAUAGUUGACCAUGUUCUUCAUCCAGCGUCAGUAACCAACUGGACAGUAUUACUGCAGGAAGAAAAGCAUGCCGGCUCACGGUUACUGGAGACAUUAGAAAACAUUAGCACUCUGGUACCUUCCACAGAUCUGCCUCUGAAUUUUUCUGGGGAAUUCAUUAACUGGAAGGGGAUUCCGGUGACCAAAAGCAAACUUGCAAAGGGUUUUAACUACCAGACUAAAAUGUACCUCCAAAAUACCUCCAUUCCCAUAAAAGCCUGGGUGUUAAUUGGAUCAGACCAAUUCCAUGAGUCUCUUCCAGAAACUAUUAUCAGCAUGGCCUCAUUGACCCUGAGGAAUAUCCUACCAAUCACCCAAAAUGGAAAUGCUCAGCUCAAUGGGCCUGUGAUAUCCACCAUUAUCCACAACUAUUCCAUAAGUGAAAUUUUCCUGAAUUUUUCCAAGAUCGAAUCCAACCUGAGCCAGCCUCUUUGCGUGUUUUGGGAUUUCAGUCAUUUGCAGUGGGACAAUGCAGGCUGCCAGCUAGUGAAUGAAACUCUAGACUCAGUGAUGUGCCGCUGUACUCACCUGACAUCUUUCUCCUUGCUGAUGUCCCCCUUUGUCCCCACUGCCAUCAUCUCUGCUGUGCAAUGUAUCACCUAUGUGGGACUGGGCAUAUCCAUUGGAAGCCUCAUCUUAUGUCUGAUUAUUGAGGCCCUGUUUUGGAAGCAGGUCAAGAACAACCAAACUUCACACACACGCCAUAUUUGCAUGGUGAACAUAACCCUUUCUCUCCUGAUUGCUGAUGUUUGGUUCAUUGUUGCUGCCAUAGCGGAUGCCAUAGCAAAUUCUUCUGGAUUCUGUAUAGCUGCAGUGUUCUUUACACACUUUUUUUACCUCUCUUUGUUUUUUUGGAUGCUCUUGCUCGGUAUCCUGCUGGCUUAUCGGAUCAUCCUCGUGUUCCAUCAUAUGGCUACGUCUUUGAUGACAGGUAUUGGGUUCUGCCUGGGCUAUGGAUGUCCUCUUAUUAUAUCUGUCAUCACCAUUGCUGUCACCCAACCUAGCAAUAGCUACAAAAGGAAAGAUCUGUGUUGGCUCAACUGGUCCAGUGGAAGUAAACCUCUUUUGGCUUUCGUCAUUCCUGCGUUGACUAUCGUGGCUGUGAAUUUGGUUGUGGUUCUGUUGGUUCUAAUGAAGCUACGGAGGCCAGCUGUUGGCGAAGGACUGAGCCAGGAUGAUAAGGCCACUGUCAUCCGAAUGGGGAAGAGCCUGCUCAUUCUGACACCUCUGCUGGGGCUCACCUGGGGUUUUGGCAUAGGAACAAUGGUGGACAGCCAGAAUCUGGUGUGGCAUGUUAUAUUUGCUUUACUCAAUGCAUUCCAGGGAUUUUUUAUCUUAUGUUUUGGAAUAUUCUUGGAUAAUAAGCUGCGACAAUUUCUGCUCAACAAGCUGUCCCCACUAAUAUCUUGGAAGCAUCCAUCAAAGCAAAAUUCUUCAGAUAUAAUUGCCAAACCCAAAUUCUCAAAGCCGUUCAACCCACUGCAAAACAAAGGAGCAUAUGCGCUUUCUCAGACUGGAGACUCCUCAAAUGACAUCAUGCUCACUCAGUUUUUAUCUACUGAAUAA
Molecule: messenger RNA, 2733 nt
Organism: Chrysochloris asiatica (Cape golden mole)
Lineage: Eukaryota; Metazoa; Chordata; Mammalia; Afrosoricida; Chrysochloridae
Gene: ADGRF1
Product: G protein-coupled receptor 110
Exons: 14
Coding region: 1-2733 (910 amino acids)
Biological process (GO): adenylate cyclase-activating G protein-coupled receptor signaling pathway; synapse assembly; cell surface receptor signaling pathway
Cellular component (GO): plasma membrane
Molecular function (GO): G protein-coupled receptor activity
Source: RefSeq, a predicted model, not a curated record